Molecule: messenger RNA, 1158 nt
Organism: Exophiala spinifera
Lineage: Eukaryota; Fungi; Ascomycota; Eurotiomycetes; Chaetothyriales; Herpotrichiellaceae
Exons: 1
Coding region: 1-1158 (385 amino acids)
Biological process (GO): carbohydrate metabolic process
Molecular function (GO): hydrolase activity, hydrolyzing O-glycosyl compounds
Source: RefSeq, a predicted model, not a curated record
AUGGUCCUUUCCAGGGGGUUUGUGACUGUUGCCUUAGUAGUUUAUACUGUGCUCAGCAAGUUCGCCAAUUCCGUUACUGCGAAAAGCCUACACGACAACUCGCCCAAAUGUGACUGCUAUGUCACCAAUGGCCGCUCGUCGGCAUUUUUCCAAUACCAUCGAUUUUUUGACUUUGGAGACGUCUCAACCGACAGUGUCUACGAUAGCGAGCCUGCCAAUGUUACAGAUUCUCAGUCCAGCGGUGAUGAGCCUAGCCAGCAAGGAUACAUUAGGUCUCAUGCCUUCUCAAAAGACUGGAGCAUUCAAACCUGGGGACGCAAAAGCACUCCUCCCGUUUAUCCUGUCACUAUGCAGAUGUCUCCUCAAAAUGUCUUUAUCCAACGCAAUCCCGAGGAAUUGCCCAGUACACACUUAACUCUGCGUGCCUACCGCAGCAGGAACUUUUAUUCCACCGCGGAGAUACAGUACCAACAACGGAAUCUCCUCCAUGCCUCGAUUCGACUCCGUGCUCGCAUCCGUGGAGCAUCCGGGUCUGUGGCCGGUAUCUUCGUUUACCUUAACGACACCCAAGAAUCUGACAUUGAGAUCUUAACAAACGACCCAUCCAAUCAUAUCCGACUUACCAAUCACCCGGUGUUUGAUAGUGAUGGUGUAUAUGUCCCUAAUGCUAUGUCCGACGUUGAGCUUCCAGCUCCCACCGUGUGGACCGACUGGGUGACAUAUCGGUUAGAUUGGACGCCGACCAAGAGCUCCUGGUAUGCGAACGGUCAGUGGCUGUUCGAGAAGGAGUACGGUGUCCCACGAUUCCCAAGCGUUCUGAUUAUCAACAUGUGGGGUAACGGUGGCACUUGGGCAGGAAACAUGACUCUAGGGUCAGCUGCAUACCUUGACAUUCGUUGGAUCGACGUGGUUUUCAAUACUUCCGGACCAGUCACUGGGUAUACACCGGAUGAAACGAAGAGGAAAUUCAGGCGAGACACAGGCCUCCUCGAAAAAAGAGAAGAUGACGACAACUGCCACCGUGUUUGUGCUGUGGAUGAUAUACCGGCAGUAGGGUUUCCCGUUCUUGUUUCCGAUGCCACCCGGACGACCUGGUAUUCUCAACGGACACUCGAAUAUAUUCUAGCGAUAACUCUGGCAGUGGUCGUCAUUAUAUAA